CUGCCCAGGAGCCGGUCCCCGGCUCAUUUUAAGCCUCGAGGGUAGCCAGCUCUCUGGACGUUUGCGUUGCAACACGGACCCUAGGCCAGACCGUGGGAGCCUGGCUGCGUAGACGCGAAGCGUCGUGUCCCCGCAUCACCCACAAUGCUUUGCCGCGGGGACCGCUGGCCCUGUCCCUGGGGGGUGGGGAUGGGGCGGCGCUGCUGCUAUUGCUGUCUCCAGAGAGGCUCCAAACCGGAGGAGAGGAAGAUAUGAGAACAAGUGUUAAGACCCUGUGACAAAUGAUAAGGCUGCCCUUAAGCAGCCUCUGGCGCUUGGGACCCGUUUUUGUAGGCAGAAUCUAGACUUUUAGCUUUGUUCCCGAACCUUCAGGGAAACCAGAGCUUGCUUUCUGCAUCCUUAGGGACCCUGCAGGCUGUCACCUCUUCUCUCUCAGUAACUUUGUCCAGAAAACAGCACAGCCCAGGGUAUAAAGCUUGCCAGGUGAAAUGAAGUGGAAAAGAUGGGAGUGCACUUUCUAGAGAGUUCUAGAGUGUUCUUGUACAAUCCAGAGGGACAAUGCAACAGGAAAACCAGACUAAAGAAGGGGGUUGGUGAAGAACGUUUUCUACAUCUGAAACAAAUCGAGCGGUUGAUUAUGGUCUCAUUCAUUCAUUUUCCGGUGGUAAGGCACCCUGCCCGAAUAUUAGAGGAGGAAAGAAGUCACUUCCCCUGCUGUCGGCAUCUUCCAACAGAUUGAGCAAGAAUAUUUCGAGCACUACAGAAAAGACAGUCUAUCCAACCCUAAAUGAUGAUCAGCCAUGUGACUGUUUCAAGAAAGGGAAUAGGGUAAAUGAAUCUUAUCAGAAAACCAGCAAUAUGAAUGCAGGCCCAUCUCGGACUAAAGUACAACAUCCCAAGAAUUCCAGAAAAAGACAGAGUAAACCCCAAGUCCCCCACAUUUCCUCCCAGCUGAAAAGCAGUCUCAGAGGAGGUGUCCCCCAACCAACUGAGGAUAAGCUGAAGGAAAGCAUUUCCCCAGAAGGAAACCCCGAAAGGAGCCGCCUCGGCCCCAGGUAUCACGGGCUCUCAGGGAAUAAGCUGUUUCUGGACUUUGAGUCCAUGAAAAUCAUCAAAGAAGAUGCGGAGGAGGAGGACAGUGCCAGUGACCUCUCUGAUUCAGAAAGGAUCGCCAUCCCCCCAUCCCCCCUCACGCCUCCUGAUCUUCACCUUCGAGCGGAAGAGAUUGACCCGGUUCACUUCGAUCUGCACCUAGGGCAGGGCCCCACCUGGCCUGAAUACUGUUACCCCGACUUCCUCCCACCCCCAUGCAACUCCUGGGACCUGCGGGACAUGGCCAUGCUCCUGCACUCCGAGCGCAGGACAGAGGCUGUGCCCAAAACCGGGGGGCUCCUGGGCAAGUACAUCGACAGGCUCGUCCAGCUCGAGUGGCUGCAAAUCCAGACCAUCCAGUGCGAGAAAGGCAAGGUGGCCAAAGGGAGGCCUCCCACUGCCCCUGGGACCUCGGGGGCCCUGAAGAGCCCUGGGAGAAGCAAGCUGAUGCCCAGCGCUCUGUCCAGGCCUCACCAGGAAGGGCCUCUGAAGUCAGGCCCUUCACGAAAGAAAGACACGCUCUGCAAGGAAGUCCAUCCAUUCUGUUACACUGGUGAGGCUUCCCCCAGACCUCUUGAUGUGCUGAGCAGUAGCCGAUUAUAUUCUCAGAAGCAAACCCUGGAGGUGCAGACAGAGAAGAAGAAAAAGAAAUCCAACAAGAGCCCCAGGCUGCAGCCCUGGGACUUAUCCUGUGGGGACGGUGGCCCCAAGAUCGAGAGCAAUGGGAACCUCCGUGCAUCCCGGCCGCCAGCCAUGAUCCUGGAUCCCGCAGAUGGCUGCAGGGCUGCCCGGGCACCAGCACACAUAGGUCUUAAGAAGAAGGGAAACGUGAGUAACUGUGCUCAUGCCACAAUAUCCAGCGAGAAAAAGCUCAAAACGAAUGGAGGAAAGCAAAAUACGUACAAAUUCAAGAAAUAACUGAGAUGAUGAGUUGGAAGAACCUGCAGAUGACUCAGUAUUAAAGCUCUUCCAAAAGUUCCCCUCCAGUGAAUUGUAAGAGACUUCAGGUUUACUGAAGGGGUGGACAGUUCACCCACCCUCACCUCCACCCCGGCCACACAGGGUUGUUUUCAAAAAAAGAAGUCUUUAGGUAAUCAUACUUUGUGUUGACAAUCUUAGGCAAACUUGAGGUAAACAUCAGCCAAAGUCUGUGCCACAGAAAGAAAUAAAACCACUGCUCUCUAGAGGGACUUGAGUGAACUCCACUUCUGAAAUCUCAGCCACAGCAUAUGUGAGUUAGUGGGUAUGGCUUCAAACAGUAGAGAAUCCUGAGUAUCUGAGACAGGGCUCUCUGCGCCCUGGCCCUAAAGGAUUCAAACAAAAGUUCUGGCUGUUUCACCCAGGGGAAGCUUGGGCCCUUCCUCAACAGCAUCUAUUUUGAGCAAAGUCAUUUAUCACUAAGUUUCCUGCUCUUGGGAGACAGUAGAAUCUAGGGCUUUCAUGCGCUUUCCCUAACAUGGGUUUUGUUUUGUUUUUAAGAAGGCCUUUUAGAAGUGGUGUGAAGUCAAUUUUUUGUAUUCUGUCAGCAUGCAGACUUCAUCCCAGUGGAGGUUGGUGGGUCUAAGCGUGGUUGUUAGCAAGUGGUGGGAGGAAGAAUGAAAUGUUGACACCUGGAAUUCCUGGCAGGUGGCGUCUCUGAAGAGGUAAACCUUUUUACCUCUUUUUAAAGGGUAAACCACUAUUUAGAGUUUGCAAACGCAGGGCCUAUAAUCAGACAUACACACGGAACCACUUUGAGUGGAACCCUUAUUACAUUCCUGAUUUGGGACCUGGCCCCUCUCUGUUGUAAAAUGAUAAUCUGUCCUCAUUUGCAAGAGCGGGACUUUAUAAUUUUGCUUUAUAAUCUCAUGGGGGGAGCAUGACUAAAGUUACUGAAUGAAUGUCUUCACAUCCUUACAUGGCCCUGUGGCUUCCUGAGCUUCCUAAAUGCUUCUUAUUUAAUUGCUGUUAAGUCACAAAGAUAGAAGGCAGGAGGAGAAGGGGAUGACAGAGAAUGAGAUGGUUGGAUGGCAUCACUGACUCGAUGGACAUGAGUUUGAGCAAGCUCCGGGAGUUGGUGAUGGACAGGGAAGCCUGGUGUGCUGCAGUCCAUGGGGUCGCAAAGAGUUGGACACAACUGAGCAACUGAACUGAACUGAAGUCACAUCUACUUGUCCCUAUGGUUGUAUGAGGAGAUUGCUCUUGAUAUUAUUGUAGAAAUCUUUAAAACCUUUGGUUGACAAUUCUUGAUGUACAGUAUGUUUUAAUGACUAUAGCUGAUUUUAUUCCUUCAAACAAUUCUUCUAGUUUUCUUUAUAUAUAUGUUUGUUUUUAAUCUUUGGGGCAAAUGAAAAACUUGGCACAUUUCAUUUGAAAAUAUUUACCAACUGGCAGACUUUUCACCCAGCAAUUCAGUGUCAUCCAAGUCAUUGUUUAAGUUACCAUAAAGACAGGAUGCAUUUAUACAUAAUUAAAAUAAUAGGCCAAAAUUGAAUAUUAAGAUGCCAUAUGAAAAUCUGAUCUUAAUUGUAUUAAACAACAAAAAUGUUGAUGGUAGUCCUUUUCUUUUAAGACUUUAUUUCCCGAUUCCCUCUUAUAUUCUUUCUUCCUCACACUGCCCUACUGGAGAAAGCACUGGUUACAGUAAGAUUAAGAUCUUUUUUUAAGAUUAAGGCCUUUUUAUAAAUGAACAAAAGAUGUAUAUCUGGCCAGCAUCAGUUCUGUGGUUCACAAUUAUACUGUAACAUUUGUACUCAGUGUAAGUAUGGUAUUUUGAAAACAUAGUGUUAUUGAUAACUUUUCCUUCCUGUGGUUCCUGAGCAUUCCCCUACAUGUCCUUCAAGGGCCCUGCUUCUAUGAGCACUGAUAGGCGAGUCCUGUCUACACCCCACUCAUGAUUUCUUUUUCUGCUAGAUGUUCAUUCAACUCUGUAUGAAGUUUCAGGGCCAAUAAAUCUCUGUAAGCAUGUUACACACACGUAUAUGAUCCUGAUAUUAAUCCUAAUAGAAACCCAGGGUUUCUGCUGAGCUGCUGCCUCUCGCAGUAGCACACCUGUGCAGCAGAUCUGGACGGUGACAUGAUUCACCUUUCCUGGCCUCAUGUAUGUCUGAGCUGAUUAAGAAAUGUUGAGUUCACAUCUCGGAUGUUACAUUUGUUCCUUGCUCUUUGACUUGGUUGCUUAAUUCGGAAGCAUAGUUAUAAUGUCACGUUAGGACAGUUUGAAAAGCCUGAAAAAGUGGCUUUGCUUGUUUACUUUUUUGCCUCUGGUUGGUAAUUGUGAUUGGCUCAGAGCUCCUAAGGAAUGUAGGUUCAUUACAGAGCAGAAGCACACUUCUAUGAUUUCUGGUGUGCACAUUUUAAUGCACUAAAUGCUGCAGAUAAAAAUCUUGCCACUUGAGCAGACCACAUUACAGAGUUGAGUCAUGAACUCAUUCAGUCCAUGAGAUCGAAGCCAUGGAAUCUUGUGACAUGAGUCACUGUAUUCCUAAGUAGUGCCUGUCAUUUCUGUGCAGUUGUUUACAUACAUGUUGCAUUUAAAUCAAUUAAAGAAACCAAUACAAUGGUAGCAAAAAAAGAAACAACUCCAAAGUUUAGAAAAAGUGCUAAGAAUUGUUGCAGGCUUGGAAUCAGGGGGAAAAGUUGUAAAAACUGCAAAAGUGAACUACAAAAAUAUAUCAAUAUUAGCUACAAUUGUUUAGGUUGGGACUAUUUCUCCUUAACAACUACAAACUGAAAGUUUGUAACUUAACUGGGAUAGCAUGGGAUUGGCAACCUAUGACAAAAAAGAUGGGGGGAGAGGGUAUCACUCCUGUGUAGUGGUUCUUGGGCCUAUUUGGUUAGUUUCCAGAGAGAAGAAUUUCUACCAUUCAUGUUUAAAUAUCACCUAUUUCCUCUUUCCUUUGUGCUCAUUUACAAGAGUAGUAAAACAAAAAUUAAAUUUCUUGGUACUGUAUUUCAAGGUAAUAAGCAGUAUUUAUUAUUUAUUCAUGAACAUGUACAGAGCACCAUUCAAAAUGCAGCAUGUUUGUUAUUUGCUAUGUAAUUAUUAUAUGCUUGGUUUUGUAUAUAAUAAAACAAUACACAAAGGUU
Molecule: messenger RNA, 5160 nt
Organism: Bubalus bubalis (water buffalo)
Lineage: Eukaryota; Metazoa; Chordata; Mammalia; Artiodactyla; Bovidae
Gene: FAM217B
Product: family with sequence similarity 217 member B
Exons: 4
Coding region: 859-2010 (383 amino acids)
Source: RefSeq, a predicted model, not a curated record